This is a messenger RNA of Ruditapes philippinarum (Manila clam), 1371 nucleotides long. Its product is annotated as peptidyl-prolyl cis-trans isomerase NIMA-interacting 4-like. NCBI's taxonomy places the organism in Eukaryota, Metazoa, Mollusca, Bivalvia, Venerida, Veneridae. The transcript is spliced from 3 exons. The record is from RefSeq and is a predicted model, not a curated record. Gene Ontology annotation, molecular function: peptidyl-prolyl cis-trans isomerase activity; DNA binding. The coding region runs from base 89 to 481 and encodes 130 amino acids. Gene Ontology annotation, biological process: rRNA processing.
GCUUUCAAAACUUAAAAAAAGCUUCCAGUGAUACAGAUUAGAAAAACAACUUGUGCAAUUUUCAAAACUUCUAAUUUAUCAUUUCGACAUGCCGAAAAACAAAGGUGGCGGUGGUGGUGGUGGAAAAGGUGCAAAAAGUAAAGGGGCAGAGGGUGGUGGCGAUUCUCAACAGAAACAAGCUAAAGGAGGAACAGCAGUUAAAGUUCGUCACAUUUUAUGUGAGAAACAAUCCAAAGCACUAGAGGCAAUAGAAAAAUUAAAAAGUGGAAUGAAAUUUAAUGAAGUUGCUGCUCAAUACAGUGAGGACAAAGCUCGGUCUGGGGGUGACCUUGGCUGGAUGACCAGAGGAAGUAUGGUUGGACCUUUCCAAGAAGCAGCAUUUGCCAUACAGAAUAGCACAACUAACAGUCCCAUAUACACUGAUCCUCCUGUGAAAACUAAAUUUGGAUAUCAUGUAAUAAUGGUGGAAGGAAAAAAGUGAUCAUUUGUGUUUUGAACAUAUUCAGUUUUUAACCAUUUCAUGCAAAAGUGUUCAAUUUUCACAUUGUUUUAGAUCAUCAUAUUUAAAAAUUGGUCAUUAAUUUGUGAGUUAAUCAUGAUUUUGUUUAAGGUAUGUUAUGGCAAUUGGUGUUUAUAUGAUAUUACUGUCUUAAAAAUGAAAAAGGUUUUUGUUUUAUAUUUGUCCAUUCAUUUUUAAUUGUCCGUUUUUAAAAUAGAACUUUCUAUGUACAAUUUUGUAUAGUUAAGAAUACAUCUACAUGUAUCUGUAUUAGGACCAAAGAAGUUACAGUCAAGGCAAUCUCAACACAGAAAAAGAUUGAUAAUGAAAAAGUCCUGUUAUGCAAAACAAAAACAAAAAUGUCUCUAUAAAUUAUUUUUCCAUGCUACUAGUUUCUAUUAUAAAAUUUGCUAACUAUGUUUUCAAUUGAAAUACAAUGAUGAUCUUUUAUAGCUGUUGACCAAUUUUGAAUAAUUUUGCUUUUACCCCUAUUGGUUCCAAACUUGUUACAGAUGUUAAAUUUUAUCGUGUGAGGACGCCCUCUAGCUAGCUUUCAGAAAAUGGGUGGCUCUACUAAGGUGCUGUUUGGUGCCUUAAAUUAUUCACAUAGCAGAGAUCUGAGAUCUUCCUCCACCAGUAAAGCUUCACAUUGAGACUUGGAACCAGUCCAGAAAUAAGUGAAGAUUUGAAACAAAACACCUUAUAGGUGGCAUCUUUUUUUAAUUGGAAGUCAAUAUUGCUAUGUUAUCUUAGUUUUCAUAGGGAUAUAAUCUAAAAGUUUCAAAUGUAAUAUUUAGAAAAUUUCAAUGAAAAACAGUACCUAUACAUGUAAGAUCCUGAUGCUUAUUAUUAAUUAUAAGUAAAAAUAUAAA